Messenger RNA from Durio zibethinus, 1087 nucleotides. Lineage: Eukaryota; Viridiplantae; Streptophyta; Magnoliopsida; Malvales; Malvaceae. The record is from RefSeq and is a predicted model, not a curated record.
GUGAGGAACAGAAGUGCCAUUUGAAGAAAGAAGUGGCAGAUAUUAAGACACCUCUUAGUCAGCUGUUUGAUAUUUUAUGAAAAGCUAACAUGGUACAACCAGUGAGUCCGCACAGCUAUCAUAGAGUAUAUAUAGUAGGCACUAGUUGUAAAUAUCAUAGUGGGGCAAUGGGUCACUCUAUCGAAGCUUGUGAGCAAUUUCACCAAGAGGUGCAAAAGCACUUGGAUUCAUACCAGUUGGAAGUCUAUGAAGAGGGAGAAGUUUCAAAAAGUGUUGAAAUAUCCAUGACAGAUAAGCUUGCAAAGCUGUUUCCAAAGCCAGUGACGAUUCAUUAUGGGAAUAAGCCAAAGUCAGUCCUAGAUAAACUCAGAGAGAUACUUGUUCACUGUCAUUGUUCAACAGCUCUUUCACUAGCUGUUGUGGCCACAAUUGCUGCAUUUGUUGGGCAACAUGUAGUGGGAAAAGUCGUCAAAAUGCUAGGGAGAGCAUCUAUAAUUAUCUUCAUUCUAGCUGGGAUGAUCUUUGGGAGUGCGAUUUCACUAGGUAUUUUAUAUCCAAUUGGGAAUACAAACAUUUACUAACUAUGGUUUUUCACAGAUUGAAACUCUUGAAUAAAAAUGCUUAUAUCUUCAACUAUGAUAUUAUUAUUGACUGACAAAUUUAUUUAAAUGAAACAGGUGGGUUAGGCAUUGUUAAGAUGAUCAAAAGGAUUGAAAGGAACGAGUAUAUGGGAUUUGAUGAUAUUUGCUUGUAUCAGCCUUAGCAGCAAUAGGAAGAGUAUCCAAAAAGGGAGGGGGAAGUACAAAUCCCCGUCCCUAACUUAAUAGUCAAAACAGGGAGACAUUCAAGCCACCCAUUACACAUUGAUUAUGUCUUAAAGAGUCUGAUUGCGAUGGGUGAGUAUCGUUUUAUGAUUGAACACAAGUUAUAAAACACAGUUGCAACAGAACGAAAAUUCCUCUCACCAUGCAUUCAAAUGAAAUUUUAGAGGUAAACUAUUUCAUUUUUUUUUAAUGGACUGGUUUUUUAUUGUUUACAAGUAAUUAUUGAAAUGUGAAGUAUGAUGUUUGUAGCAGUUGAAUCUAUA